AUGGGCAACUCGGGCAGCGCGCACAUUCCUGGCGGCGGAACCGAAGGCUACCACGUACUGAGGGUGCAAGACAAUUCGCCGGGCCAUGUCGCUGGGCUGGAGCCGUUCUUCGACUUCAUCGUCUGCAUCGGCAACACGCGACUGGAUUCGGACAACGAUGCUCUCAAGGAAAUCUUAAAGCAGCACGUGGAGCGCCCAUUGGAGUUGACCGUUUAUAACAGUAAAACGCAAACGGUUCGUCAAACCCAGAUUACACCGUCGCAGAUGUGGGGCGGCCAAGGAUUGCUUGGCAUCUCGAUUCGAUUUUGCUCAUUUGAAGGGGCACGUGAAAACGUGUGGCAUGUUGUGUAUGUGCAGCCGAAUUCGCCAGCAGAAAUUGCCGGCUUACAAUCCAAUACCGAUUAUAUUCUUGGCGCUGAGUCUGUACUCAAUCAGGCCGAAGAUCUCAUCGCGCACUUGCAAGCAAACGAGGGCAAACCGAUCAAAUUAUAUGUUUACAACACCGAAUCUGAUUCUGUUCGAGAGGUCACAUUAACGCCAAAUUCGGCCUGGGGCGGUGAUGGUUGUCUGGGAUGUGACAUUGGCUAUGGCUAUCUGCAUCGUAUACCGGGCGAUCGAAAAGGCCCAUUGAAAGGUGAAGAACUUGCCGCUCUACUUCAGAAUCAGUUGAAUAAUGGUACUGCCAGCUCGCCAACCAUGAACAAUGGCGACUAUGCACGCUCCAACAAUUCUGUCACCAUUCCGCAACCGGGCAGCACUGGCAUUCCACAGAUUGAUUCAGUGCAAAGUGUGCCGAAAUUUCCAGAUCCUAGUACAUUUGCUCCACCACCACUGCCACCCAAAUUGCCUCUUUUGUCGGCUGGUAUCCAGAAUAUGCCAAAUGUGUCUGUAGCAGUGGCCUCACGUUCAGCUGAAGUGCGUGAUGUCUCACCGGUAGUUCAACAGCAGCCUGCACCUGCAGCCCCGCCAUCGAGCAGUGCUAGCACAAGUACAGUGCGAACCGGACAAAGCAUCACUCCUUCGCCUUCACUUGUACAGCAAGAACCACAAAAGCCAGCUGGAACAGUGGAGCAACAGCAGCAGUCUCAAGCUAAUCUGGAGUAUUCAAGUGCAAACAGGUCAUUUAUGCAGCAGGAUGCGCCUGUGGGAGCCAACAAAAUAGAAGGCGCAACAGCAGGAGCAGCUUCAUCGGUACCGCAGUCGACUGUGCCUGGCGUGGUACCAUCGAUGUUUUCCAAUUUGCCGCAGCAGCAGCAGCAGCACUCGCGACACUAUGAAAUACCAGCACCUGCGCCUCCUCCACCAGCACCUUUCAAUAUUCCAUACACCAGCGCCCCACAAUAUUCUGGCCUGAAUUUUCCGAUGCCUCCACUUAGUACAAUGGGCAUCACUCAGCUUGCACCGCCACCAACCAAUGUAUCAUUUGGUUCAUCAACAGCACCAUCAUUUGGUGGACAGCAGCAGCAGUCAAGUGGCUAUCCGAUGGGAAACCCAGCGUACAGCACAACUGGUUAUCAGAUGCCUGAAGAAAAUCAGUAUGGUAUGCCUCCUCAAGCGAGCAUACCUGUGAUGUGCCCACGACAUAUUCUGAAUCGUAAUCAUGAAGUGUUCACGAAAUAUCUGGAACGAAAGUGCAUUGUGCCGUGGAAGAGUUAA
Gongylonema pulchrum is the source of this 1656-nucleotide messenger RNA. The record is from the annotation of a GenBank genome assembly. Lineage: Eukaryota; Metazoa; Nematoda; Chromadorea; Rhabditida; Gongylonematidae.